AAGAAAGCUCUUUUUGUUUCUACAUUCUACGUCGUGGUGUCAAGUUAUGUCCGAGACAUUUUUGAUUUUGUCGCACCUUCAACUCCUGUGAGUCCUCGUGUUUAUUUAUUGAGUUCACCACAAUGCCAGCGCCAAGCGCAGCACCAGCUGCAAAUACGAAGUCCGCGGCGGCCGCCACGGCAGAUGCAGCAGGGACCGGGCGUACCGCACCGCUUGCGAGCAACCUCGAUGUGCGGGAAGUUGGGCGCACCAUACGUGCGGAGCUUUUGAACAAUGAGGAUGUGCAGAGUAUUUUCGAUAAGCACCGGGGCGAUACCACUGCCACUCUGCGGGAGCUGGAGGAGCGGGGUCUGGUUGGCACACUGUACUCCACGAUCCAACGCGCGAUCGCGGAGCAGAAGCCCUUCGGCUCGUACUUCAAGCCCAACGCGAAGCCGACCGAUUCCACCGAGAUGAUUCAGGCUGCAGGCGUACAGAGCAUGACCGAAGACGGCGGAGGCGCGACGCCCGCCGCGCAAAUCCAGGCGCAGGCUGAGGCACUGAAAGCCAUGAAGACCAGCAAUACAGCUCCGGCCUCGUCCGCAGACAGAAUUGCCAGCGCUGCUCCCCUCACGGGGACCGGUGCCGCACGGUCUUCUACUAGCGCUUCGCAACAGCGAGGUCACCAGCGAGGGCGCAGCUUGGCGCCGACGCUCGGUGGACCGACCAUUACUCAAGACCUGACGUUUUUGAAGCAGAUGAAGCAGAAAGACGCUCUGCACCACGCCCGCCGGUACCCGGUGUUUGCGUUGCACCUGAAACGUGGGAAGGCGUUUCUGGACCACCUGAGCCCGGAAGAGUUUGCCGGUUGUCACCUCUGUGUGCAGUUCGCCGUAGGGUCCCGCGAACGCAAGACGGCCAAGCCGAUAUUUAUCCGCGGACCGGACUGUGUCUGGAAUCAAGUGCUGCAGUGGGAGAUGAGCCACGACGAGGUAAGGAGCAAGGAAGUGAUUCGACGGUUGCUUCACUCGAAGAAGAUCAAGAUGAAGCAGAGACUGCACUUUAAAGCCUGGCGGAAGCGUUUCCGAUUGCGCAGAUAAUUUCUGACUUGUGAUAGUUUUUUAUACCAAAUCAAACAUCAUGAUCUUCAACAGGUUGCCGAGCGCGCGAAUUUAGAAUCUUUCCACAUUGUCGUCUACCGGCAUUGGCCGGACCAGAAGGUCGAAAUGAUAAGCAGUCAGGAGCUGGCGCUGCGGGAGGGAAAUUUCGUCUACGAACUGACCGGGACGGAGAAGAAGCACAAGCUGGUCCAAGGCCUCAUCGAGCUCGAAGUGCAAUACCUCGGCGGCGAUUGGCCGCUCCGGCCACGCGUUCUGGUAUAAAGUCAGACGCUUUGAUGUUCCAAGAGUUUGAGUUAAAGAUUAGACAGCCACGAGUGAAGAUCAUGAUAGAUGCAACAAUUCUGUACUGUGAACCCGGAAAUAAGUAUAUAUAAAAUCUGUACAAAAUUGUCUUCACAGCCUGACGGGGGUAUUGAGGACAGGUGCUCCAUCAAGUUUCGGAAUGCCCGCCUGCGGAAGUGCUUCGACGACCUCGACGCUUUCGCGGACAACAUCCACCGGCAUUUCCGCAAGCGCAUCGACUUUUACGCCGAAACGGAGAACGGCGAGACGCACCCGCUCUGCAGCUUUGUCCGCCCGAUCGACGGUGCGCGCGCCCUGGAGACUCCGCUUCACGCGUUGCGGUUCUGCAGCCUGUUCCCCAGUAAGCGAGACGUCUUGUUCGAGAAGCGCGACCACAUCUGCUGGCACAGCACCGAGCAUAUCUUCGCGCAAAACGAGGCAUCCUCCGUCGAAAAAUGCCUGCUGCUGUGUGGUCUGCUGGUCGGCGGCUGGUGUAUGGAGGCCUACGUGUGUCUGGGAACACGCUCCUCGCCCUUGGCAGCGGGUACCAGUCAGUCUUGCACAACUAGUCUUUCCCAUUCAUCCGUCUUCGCGUCUGAUAUGUCGUUUUAUGAAAACAAAAAAGGGUUGAGCUGGGUCUUUCUGACGUCAUCUGAGCAAGUUACUGAAACCUAAACAUCAGCGAGCAAGCUGGCCGCUCUCGCGGGCAUCGAAACUGGCGAGCAGGAACAGUGCUGUUUCGUACUUACCCGCGGCCCGGAGGAGCCGACAAUUUGGGACCCUCUUCGGGCCGAGCGCUACAAGGUGAGCGAUCCGUGUUCCCGCGUGACAAGCGUGGAGGUGGCUUUCAACAACGAAUUUAUUUACGUUAACCCGAACGAUCGAUUUCCGAAUCUGGACACCGACACAACCUCCGCAGCGCUUGAAAACGGAUUGGCUACCGCUGGGAAUCAUGCAGCAAGUACUAACGAACUGGUUUCUGCUGGUGGUGUUACCACCGCCAAUUCUGCAAUGGUUCUUGCGGCCCAGGACUCUUCCGCAAGCGCGGGUGGCGGUGGCGCGUCGAGCAGCGGCAAGAGCAAGGCACCGCCUGGUGGAGCCGCAGCUGCUAGCGCAAAAAAUGGCAAGCAGGCAGGAGGCACCACCGCGAGCAAGAGCGGCGGCGCGAACGCAGUAGGCGCGGGGAGUAAAGCACCUCCUGCCCAGGCCUUGGUGAAAGCAGCGACACCAGUACAAACCUCUUCUUCCUCCACGAAUAAAGCCGCAACGUAUUCGCGACCCGAGCGGCGAAAGCGGAUGCUGGGAUUUUUCAACAUUCGCUCUUCGUGGGUCGAGUUCAAGAACCCGCUGCCGAAGCGCCCUACGCUGGAUUUGAAAUGGGGCGACCGUUACUUCUCCACCUGGAACGUGAUAAACGACUUCACGAAGCCAGAAAAUGCAACCGGCGCGACAAGCAAAAAAGUGGGCAAAGAGGACGGUGCCGUGGCACCGGAUUCCGCCAUGGUGGUGGAACAGACGUCUUCCUUUCCGGAAGACGACACAACCUCGCCACCCACCACGCCGCACGACAUUGUCACCGCGAUCGACGAUCUGGUUAAGCCACCACCCGGUCAGGACGACGAUGAAGAGAUGAUGGUUGACGUGCCGAAAACAGCGAUUGACGACGAUACGCUCGAAAAACUUCGCGUUGAGAAUUAUGCCCAGAAUAAACCGGCACCCAACAGCCACCAACAGACCCUGCUGCCCGCGCCCGCAAUGAUUCCAGGACCGUUACAACGGAGCACUCUGGGUAGCGGGAAUUUCGCGAACCAACAGGCUUUCGUGGAAAGUAGGAUCGAGGACGUGUUGCGCUCGCAGUUCGAAAAAGCCUGUGGGAGAUCGCUACCCUGGGAGAAGACGCUAGAGCCUCUACUCGGUAGUCUUUUACUUAUAAAAUUUACAGGCCUUUUGGCUGUCUCGUUCUCUGAAUUCGGGUAUCAAAGUGAUUGCAGUCGUGAUCCUCAGAGUGAAGAAAAAUACGUAUACAGUUGAACAACGAUGAGACGCAGCAGUAUUGAAAACAAAACAAAGGCUUGGCGCUUCACAACUGCGAGACCGAGCGGGUGCAGCUACAGUCGUCGGCUGCCGUCCAGGUCUUCGAGGAGAUGGCGCGGUUGCACUUUUGCACGGACGAGCGGGACGAAAUGGUCGCUUUUCCCAUUCAGUUCAACGACAUCCGCUAUGAGCGGUUCUUUUCCGUGAUGCUCGAGUCGAGCACGGUACAGAAAAUGGUCACCAGCACCAGCAGCUCCUUCGGAACCAAAGGUCCCCUAAAGAACAUGGGCUUCGCGGUGCGCUGCAGGAUUUUUCUCUACCCAGAAAACGUCCUGGCCUGCUGGAUCAUACUCGCACAGCGAACCCGGUUGCCAGGACGGAUGUAAAGGUCAAGUCAAGCUCCACAUGUUGUUGCCAGGGAGUUGUUGGAACGAAAGGAGUGUGGCGAAAACGAGUUGGUGAGCGACCUCAUCACUUUGCAUUGCUUAAUCUACCUAGUACCAUCACUUCAUGUGGUUUUUGUCGUGCUUGAAAAGUUCUUGCUCUAAGCAGUCGCGAAUCUUGUUCAGCGCUUCUACAUUAACUACUCUUUUUCUGCUCAACAAUCACAAAUGUCAGUAGGAGAAAAUUUCCCGCGGCUGCUUCGUAGGUGCGACUGCUAU
Amoebophrya sp. A120 is the source of this 4078-nucleotide messenger RNA. NCBI's taxonomy places the organism in Eukaryota, Dinophyceae, Syndiniales, Amoebophryaceae. The record is from the annotation of a GenBank genome assembly.